ACCCAGCUAGGCGUAAAACAGGGCUCAGUUUUGUUCUCUUUCCCUCUUGUUGAAAAAUGAGGCCGUACAGGUAAACCACAGCAGCUCUUUGCAGGAGAACCCCCUGCCCGCUGGCACUGCGGCUCCUCCGGCUCCGAUCUGUGGGCCUCGCAAAGCCGCGGCACGGGAGCUGUUAUAUCCUCCCUGUGCUAAGGGGAGGGCUGCGUGGAAAUGCGGAUGCGGAGCAGAAGGGGGUGACCAGGCCUGAUUGCUGUUAUGCUGUGGGGUUCAUCCCCGUGCUGGCUCUGGUCUCGCUGGGCAGCCAGCCUCUGCACGCCCACGGCCUGGUUUUAGCUCUAAUUUACCACCUCGAAGGGGCUCUGUGGAGAGCGAGUUUGUCCAGAGCAGCUCAGACAUCAGCCAGCACGAGGCACGGGGGUGUUUUGAAAAUUGUGGGUGAGAACACCAGACCAGUACAGCCCAUUUUCUAACCCAUCUCCCUCUCCCCAGGAGACUCCUGAUGCUGUGUGCUUUGUGCUGAAGGAAACUUCACACUGUUGCAGCGUGAGGUUGCAUCUGCAUUGCCAGGGAUGCUUACAGAAAAGAUUUGCUUUAUGGUUGGAAAAAAAAAACCAAACAACAAAGCAGAUGCAGGAUAAAUGACAUUAUGUUGCUAAAAGAAAUGAGCCUGGAGCCCCAGUGCCCAGACUGUCUGGGAGCCCUGCAGACGCCCUUCUUUGCCCUCCUGAGGUUGGUGGGUAGAUGUACUGCCCCGCAGAAAAGCGGCUGUCUCCUACCACAUGUGGCCGGCUUGGCUGCUGCUUUGGGAAUUCAAUGGAGUAAACGGAGGGGAGCCUCUGGCCCAAAGGCUGCCAGUGUGGAGCCAUGCCCCAGGUCUCUCAUCCUGCGCUUCAUCCUGCCCGUAUGUCUGUUAAUGGUCCUGCCCUGCCUCCAUCCUCAGGGACUAAUUGCCUCACACUUGAGCAAAUGUGCUCGGUGUUUAAAAGGAGUCUAUCGAUCUCAGGCUCCUGCUCCAUUUGCAUCCCCAGCUACAGGGAGCAUCCUGGGGACCUGCCCCCAGCCCCGUGCCGUGCUCGGGGCUCCCUGCCGCAGGAAGAUGGGACUUGAACACGAAGGUGCAAAGCCCGGUCUAGAUGGGGGCGCUGAGCUCAGGAGCUUUCUGAAGGCCAAUUUCCAGUACCCCAAACUUUGGGAAUGCCCUUGCUCGGGGCAGAAGCUGAUCGUGCGUCCAUCUGCAGUGACUAGAAAGAAGAGACAGCCCCAGCAUUGUCCCGCCGUGGUGCUUAGCUUCUCAUGCCAGCCAGCACCGGUCGGUAAGGAAAUACGGAGGAGCGAGCGAGGCUGUGCGGAGCUGGAGAGCUGCUGAUGGCCUGGAGGAGCCCCAGACAUCCACGCUGCAGGCACCUGCACCUCUCACACCCUGGGACUCCUCAUGCAGCAGCCAGAGAGGGUGAGGAGGAGCAGCACCGUGGAAGCUGUGCUGUGGCUGUUCCCUCGCACACCGGAGACACGGGCUUGGCAAUCUGCUGGCUGAGGAAGGAGCUGCAUCCCUGCCUCCUGCCCU
This is a messenger RNA of Oxyura jamaicensis (ruddy duck), 1564 nucleotides long. RefSeq lists its product as uncharacterized. The coding region runs from base 647 to 1366 and encodes 239 amino acids. Lineage: Eukaryota; Metazoa; Chordata; Aves; Anseriformes; Anatidae. The record is from RefSeq and is a predicted model, not a curated record. The transcript is spliced from 3 exons.